Messenger RNA from Hordeum vulgare subsp. vulgare (domesticated barley), 1036 nucleotides. RefSeq lists its product as uncharacterized. Bases 399 to 701 code for a protein of 100 amino acids. Lineage: Eukaryota; Viridiplantae; Streptophyta; Magnoliopsida; Poales; Poaceae. The transcript has 3 exons. The record is from RefSeq and is a predicted model, not a curated record.
AUCCUGAACCAUCGCUUCAAGACCAGGCUCUUCCCCACUCGACCCGACCAGGCUCCCGCACUCGACCCCUCCCUCUCUGUCGUCCGCCUCCGCCGCAUAUAGGGUUCGCCCGGCACCGCCGCCCCGCCGCUGCUUUACCGCCGUCGAGGACAUCUCCCGCGGACUCGACCCCUCCCUCGGCCCGAGCCCGACGCCCCAUCCCUCCCCGCGAGCUCCUUGCCCGGUCCGGCCCCUCCGGCGACCCACUCCGACGGACGGCGCCCCAUCCCCGUUCCACCUCCCCUCGCCGUGACCGUGAGCCACCAAGGAAGCAAAGUGCUCUGAAGUCUGAACAGCUGAACCUCUUGUCAACUCCAGCAAACUAGCAGAGCCUUCAAUCAUCAAAUAAAAGCGUUGUGAUGUCGCUACGACAGCUACUGGGAUGGUCAGAUGGAGAGGUGAUGCGGCCGGAGUCAAAGCCCUGUUCCCGACUGAUGCGCCACACUGCUGGUAUCUUCUCAGUUGGUGGUGGCCUUGCUUUCUGGGUGCUUUGCCGGCUUCACUAUGGUCCAAGAAUUACGGUUCCCAGGAGUCUUAGGUGGGCAUCCUGUGGAGCGAUCGGCACGAGUGCGACGGCAGCCAUGCUUGUGCGGCUCUUCAGCCCGGAGUGUGAACCGCAGAACAUCGCAGCUUUCGACAGACCUGAACACAAGGCUGCAUAAUAUCAUGGAAAUCCGGGGCCAGGUCUACCAAGCUAUGCGCGUUUGCUGAUUCGGCCCAUAGUAUCUGCUUUCUUGUAAGGUGCUUAUGCAUAAAUGUAUCUCCCUGAAAUCGGACAGCUCUAUGUUUCCUACGCUGCCCCCCCACCCCCCGCGUCAUUUUCUUCUUCUGAAAACUAGGAGCUGGUACCAUUAGCAUCAAAUUUGGUUUCCGUUGCUUGCGAACUGAGAUAGUGCUGUAUUACUGGCUACACUCUGAAUGCUAAUAAGUUAGUAGUACAUUCAGUUAACCUGAUGGCUAACAAGUUACAUUCAGUUAACCUGAUGACUGUUUAUUC